AUUGAAUUAAGAUGUCAUAUAUAAAUAAAUUGCUUAUAGCAAAUAGAGGUGAAAUAGCUUGUAGAGUAAUGAGGACAGCCAAGAAAAUGGGCAUUAAGACUGUAGCUGUGUAUAGUGAUAUUGACAAAAAUACUUUAUUUGUUGAUAUGGCUGAUGAAGCAUAUAAUAUAGGUCCUCCUUAGGCUUGUAAUUAUGAAUCAAUAAAACUUUAGUGCAAUCAUAUUUAAGGAGUGACAAAAUCAUAGAUGUUGCAUUAAGUACAAAAAGUUAAGCAAUUCAUCCAGGUUUUGGAUUUUUAUCAGAGAAUGCACAAUUUUCUGAAGAUUGUCAAAAGAAUGAUAUAGUAAUAAAUAUCUUAAAUAUUGAAAGAUAUUUGUAGGUCCUAGUGCAGAUGCAAUAAGAAAAAUGGGUUCUAAAAGUGAGUCAAAGAUAAUAAUGACAGAUGCAUAAGUACCAGUUGUGCCAGGAUAUCAUGGUGAAACAUAAGAUCCUAAUUUGUAAUUAUGAUUUUAAUUAGAUAAGUCUUCUCUAGGAAGCUGAGAAAAUUGGAUUUCCAGUAUUAAUAAAAGCAGUUAUGGGUGGAGGUGGAAAAGGAAUGAGAAUUGUUAGAUAAAGAUCGGAAUUCUUCGAAGCUUUAGAAGGAGCAAAAAGAGAAGCAUUAAAUAGUUUCAAAGAUGAAAGAGUGUUAGUUGAAAAAUAUAUUGAAAAGCCAAGACAUAUAGAAGUUUAGAUCUUUGGUGAUAAACAUAAUAAUUAUGUUCAUUUAUUUGAGAGAGAUUGUUCUAUAUAAAGAAGACAUUAAAAGGUUAUUGAAGAAGCACCAUCAGCUUUAGAAGAGAAGAUUCGAUAUGAUAUUGGUGAAGUAUAAUUUAAUUCAUUUAUUAGAAAGCAAAAGCAGCUGCAAAAGCAGUUAAAUAUUCAAAUGCAGGAACUGUAGAAUUCAUAUUUGACUUGGAUUCAAGUAAAUUCUAUUUUAUGGAAAUGAACACAAGAUUAUAAGUAGAACAUCCAAUUACAGAAAUGAUUACAGGGGUUGAUUUAGUUGAAUGGUAACUUAGAGUAGCCACUGGAGAACCUUUACCAUUAACUUAAGAAUAAAUUAAAAGAAAAGGACACUCUAUUGAAGCUCGUAUCUAUUCAGAAAGCCCAAAUAAUAAUUUCUUACCUGGUAGUGGCAAACUUGAUCAUUAUUCUGAACCAUAAGCUUCUCAAUCUGUGAGAAUUGAAACUGGUGUUAGAGAAGGAGAUACUAUUUCUAUAUUUUAUGAUCCUAUGAUUGCUAAAUUAGUUGUCUAUGGAGAAAAUAGGUAAAUGGCUAUCUAAACUCUUUUAAAUGCCUUAUAAAAUUAUUAAGUAUUGUUUUUACAUUAAUAUUUUAGAUUCAUGGAUUACCUAAUAAUAUUUCAUUUUUAAAAACUGUUCUUUAACAUCCAGAAUAUGUUAAUUAAUAAUAUGAUACCUCUUUCAUUAAUAAAAACUAAAAUAGUUUAUUAAAAUUAAAAGAAAAUUAUAAUCCUAUAGAUAUUGCUCUUGCAAUUGUUGGUAGACAUUACUUAAAUUAAGUUCAGUUACCUAAAUCACUAUUAAAUUUUAGAAAUGGCGCUCAAAUUCAUAAUAAAUUAACUUUAAAUAUUUAAAGUGCUUCAUAUGCUCAUUAAAAGGAAAUUAAGAUUGCUCAUUAUAUUAAUGGUGAAAACCAUGAAUUAGAUAUUGAAGGUUCAAAGAUUAUAGUACAAAAAAUUACUAAAAAUAAAGAACACAAAAGUUUAUUAAUUUUUGAAACAAACUAAGGAAUCUUUAUAAGAACUAUAAGAAAUGAAAAAAACUUAUUAAUUUUUGAUGCUGAAGGAGAUCCUAUUACAAUUACUGUAUCAUCUGAUGAAGUUAAGAAGGUAAAAUAAGAUUUACAUGGUCAUGGUAAUAAUAAAGUGAUUGUUGCUCCUAUCCCAUGUACUUUGACCAAAGUUAAUGUAAAAGUUGGAUAAAAAGUUAAAAGAGGUAAACUAGUUAAAUUUAUUAUAGGUGAUAUUUUAAUUAUUAUGGAAGCCAUGAAGAUGGAGCACACAAUCAAAGCUGCUAUUGAUGGCGAAGUUAAAGAAAUAAGAUACAAAGAAGGAUAAUUCAUUGAAUCAGAUGCUAUGAUUGUUAAAUUAGAAUGA
This is a messenger RNA of Paramecium sonneborni, 2159 nucleotides long. Lineage: Eukaryota; Ciliophora; Oligohymenophorea; Peniculida; Parameciidae. The record is from the annotation of a GenBank genome assembly.